AUGGGACUCUACGAUGAUGAUGAAGAACUCGCCGCUCCCACGCCUACAACUUCCGACGAAGCAGCUCCGCCUUUGAAACGAACCAAGCUCGACGAUGUGGACAAUUUGCAAGAAGCUUCGAACGGAAUUGCUUAUUCCGCUGCGGCUGGCGAUCCAUCAAAGUUUGCUGACAAGGCGAAGCCAGCUUCUGGCUCGGUGAGCCUCGUAUGGUCGCUAUGUGCGAAGAAGGGCGAGCGGGAGGAUAUGCAAGAUGCACAUUUGGUCGUGGAAAGAAUGCUGGCCGGAAAAAAUGAUGUCGUUCGCUGCGCAAUUUUCGGAAUCUUUGAUGGACACGCUGGGGCGCGGGCAGCUCUUCAUUGCGAACAUCACCUAGCUGGGCUGUUGGAAGAGAAGCUAAAGAAAGCCGAGAGCCUGGAGAUCAUGGAGAAGGCGCUGAAGCGUUACUUUACGGAAGUCUAUCGCCAACUCGACGACCAAUUUCUAGCCGAGGCAAAGAAGAACAAACCGGUCUGGAAGGACGGCACGACAGCUACGACCGCGCUUCUGCUGAACAACACGAUUUAUGUUGCGAAUAUAGGCGACAGUCGAGCAAUAGUGGCUCGACAAAAGGAAGAUGGAAGUGGAGCCGUGGCUGUGCCCUUGACGGUCGACCACAAUCCGACGAUACACGAGGAGAGAAUGCGAAUUCAAAAGACUGGCGCAUCGGUGAUCGACGGCCGAGUAAACGGAUCGCUAGAAGUCUCGAGAUCGAUCGGGGAUGGCCAUUUCAAAGCCAACGGCGUCAUCAGCACCCCAGAUAUGCGAAAAUUGGCGUUGACUGAUCGUGACAGAUUUCUGCUAGUGGCUUGCGAUGGGCUGUGGAAGGUGUUCAGCAACGAAGCCGCAAUCGAAUACGUUACCGAAAAGUUGAACAAAGCCAAAAAGGUUGAAUCCGUGAUUGCCGCCGAUUCACCAGAAAAUGCCGCAUGGGAUUAUGUAGCCGAGGAAAUGGCGGCUGAAGCUGUUCGGAGAAAGUGCGGCGACAAUGUGAGUGUGAUCAUCGUACGGCUGACCCGAAUU
Molecule: messenger RNA, 1059 nt
Organism: Mesorhabditis spiculigera
Lineage: Eukaryota; Metazoa; Nematoda; Chromadorea; Rhabditida; Rhabditidae
Source: the annotation of a GenBank genome assembly